Ctenocephalides felis (cat flea) is the source of this 1560-nucleotide messenger RNA. RefSeq names its product nucleolar GTP-binding protein 1-like. The record is from RefSeq and is a predicted model, not a curated record. Gene Ontology annotation, cellular component: nucleolus. The coding region runs from base 85 to 1464 and encodes 459 amino acids. Gene Ontology annotation, molecular function: RNA binding; GTP binding; GTPase activity. Gene Ontology annotation, biological process: ribosomal large subunit biogenesis. The transcript is spliced from 10 exons. Lineage: Eukaryota; Metazoa; Arthropoda; Insecta; Siphonaptera; Pulicidae.
UUGAAAUUUUGUGGACGUCUUUUUAGGUUAUAAGUGAUAAAUUUAUAUUUAUUUAUAACAAAUCGUGAUACAAAAAACAUAAAAAUGAGUCUUUAUAACUUUAAAAAAAUCGCCGUUGUGCCUCCGGCAAAGGACUUUAUAGAUAUCAUUCUAUCUAAAACCCAAAGGAAAACACCGACAGUUAUUCACAGGAAUUAUAAAAUAUCAAGGAUACGUGCGUUUUAUAUGCGUAAAGUGAAAUUCACUCAACAGAACUUCCACGAUAGGCUCUCACAGAUUAUCCAAGAAUUUCCAAAAUUAGAUGAUGUCCAUCCCUUUUAUGCUGAUUUGAUGAACGUUUUGUAUGAUAAGGAUCAUUAUAAACUUGGUUUGGGACAACUGAAUACCGCUAGACAUUUAAUAGACAAUGUUGCAAAAGAUUAUGUGCGAUUGCUUAAGUAUGGAGACUCUUUGUAUCGUUGUAAACAACUUAAAAAGGCAGCACUUGGUCGAAUGGCCACGAUAAUGAAAAGACAAGCUGCUAAUUUAACCUAUUUAGAACAAGUCCGUCAACAUUUAGCACGUUUGCCUAGUAUUGAUCCAUACACAAGGACUAUGAUUAUUUGUGGGUUCCCAAAUGUUGGAAAAUCUAGCUUCAUAAAUAAAAUUACUAGAGCUGAUGUAGAAGUACAACCCUAUGCAUUCACAACUAAAAGUUUAUAUGUUGGACACACAGACUAUAAAUAUUUACGUUGGCAGGUGAUAGACACUCCUGGAAUCCUGGAUCAUUCUUUGGAAGAACGAAAUGUUAUAGAAAUGCAAGCAGUAACAGCUCUUGCUCAUUUAAGAGCAUGCGUCUUGUAUUUUAUGGACUUAUCGGAGCAAUGUGGACAUACAAUUGAAGAACAGCGAGACCAGUACAAGAGAAGAGUGCCUCAUUUUUGGGUCCCGGUUCUACGUAGAUCUGUAGUUUUUAGUGAAGUCUUAAACCAAUAUAUUUCUGUAACCGUGACUGAUAGAACUAUGAGGUUGAUUCAUGAUAACUAUGGCUUUGAUCACUAUUUGUUAAAGACUCCUGCAUGUGAUUUAAAAUCAACCUUAGCGCUAACUCUCAAAAGACAAAUUUUACAAGCACUUCAAGACGGAUGUCCUGCGUAUGAAGAAGACAAGCAGACACAAGAUGAUAUUUACAGUCAAUACAAACAGUAUCUUAGUGCAUAUUCCCCUGAGGAAAUAGAGUGGUACGGCUUAACAUUUGCCCAAGCUUGUCAAAAGUUUAUUCGAAAAAAAGAAAUCGAAGCCGGUAAACCUAAACCCUUAAAAUGUGUAUACCGGUCCGAGCUUAUAGAUAAACUUAGACAAGUCGGUAUUAGUGGAGAAGUUAAAGACGCCGAUGGCAAAGUAACACCAGUAGAUAUACCAAGUGAGACACCUUCCUCAUCAUGGUUGGAAAAAAUCAAUCCAUUUGGAAAACGUGAUCUGUAGCAAAACCAAUUAAAAAAAUACCUGCACUCUAAAUUUGGUAAAAUUAGCAAAAAAUAAAAGUUGUAUAUUUACAAAAAAUAUAAUUGUAUAAACAAA